This is a messenger RNA of Rubroshorea leprosula, 750 nucleotides long. The record is from the annotation of a GenBank genome assembly. Lineage: Eukaryota; Viridiplantae; Streptophyta; Magnoliopsida; Malvales; Dipterocarpaceae.
CCUCUCCACUCCAAACUCAAUUUCUCUUGCAUUUUCCUGUCAAUACUUUCAACAUGGAAGCAAGAGCACCCCACAACGUCACCGUAAAGCCUCCGGCGGAAUUCACGCAACCGCGCUCGCAGUGGGGCCACUCGCCGGUCCCGUACUUGUUUGGCGGAUUGGCCGCCAUGCUUGGCCUAAUUGCUUUUGCUCUUCUCAUCCUGGCCUGCUCCUACUGGAAACUUUCCGGGUAUCUCGAAAGGGGUGAGGGAGGGCAAGGAGAGAGGGACUUGGAGGCUGGAGAGGGCAAAGGCGAGGAAGCACAGAAAGGAGGGCAGCCGACAGUUAUGGAAGAGAAGUUCCUGGUUAUAAUGGCCGGACAGGAGAAGCCGACUUUCUUGGCCACCCCUGUCUCUUCUUCCAGGUCUUCUUCUUUCGGUGAAAAGGGUAACACGAGCUGCUGUGGUGAAAAGGAUGAGAAAUUAGAGACAGAGAAGCAGGAUCAGCUGCAGGCUCGUAGCAGCACAACCCACGAUGCUGCAGAUCAGGACCAUUAAUCCCUUCUGGUGAUACACAAAACCUCUAUAAAUGCUAAAUCAUAAUGUGACCAUGAUUCUGUCCAUGUUUCGGUGGUGAUUCUGGGAAUGAUCGUCUUUGCAGUGCAGUCCUUUUUUGCUCUGUAUAUGAGACUGCCUAUUUUAUUCUCUGCUCUCUUUUUUUCCGUUCGGGAAAUGUAAAUUUAUCGAGAUUCAAUGAAGUUUUUUCGUUUCU